UAAAAAAAAAAUUAUUCAUCGUUUCCAUGAAAUUCAAAUUUAACUGGGCGUCCUGCAUUUGUUUGCUAAGUCUGGCAACCCAGAAUAUACUACAUGAAACUAACACCGAAUGAGAAAUUGUGAGGUACACACUGCCAGUAGGGUAGAAGCCCAGACACAAGGCAGAGGGAGUAAUCCAGACGGCUGCCUGGAGGAGGCGCAAUCACAGUCAGGCCUCCAGCUGAUUAUUUGGGAACAGGGGCACUUGCUGGGGAGAGGGUGCUGGAGUCUCCCAGCCAUGCCUGUGCUUCCUUUCCACCCCCACCCCCCAAUAGAGCCCGUGUCCCAGCUGCAAACUGACUUCACCCUGCUGGACAGAGGGGCAGGCCCAAGGUUGGAGAUGUCCUGCCAGGCAGCCUCGGGCAGCCCACCCAUCACCUACAGCCUGGUCGGGAAGGACGGGCACGUCCACAUGCGGCAGACGCCGCCGUACGGGCAGCCCGCCAACUUCUCCUUCCCGCUGACCCAGACACCGGCCUGGCUGCAGUGCCAGGCCCAAAAUGGCGCCGGUGUCCAGAGCAGCCCCCUCACGCUGGUGCCCCCAGGCCAGCUGCCCAAGGCCGCCACCUUCGUGCUGGCUGCCAGCCUCACCUCCAUCGCAGCCAUCACCUCGGGGAUGCUGGGCUGGACCGCACAGAGCAG
Messenger RNA from Myotis brandtii (Brandt's bat), 681 nucleotides. RefSeq lists its product as uncharacterized. The annotation marks the transcript as partial. The transcript has 2 exons. Lineage: Eukaryota; Metazoa; Chordata; Mammalia; Chiroptera; Vespertilionidae. The record is from RefSeq and is a predicted model, not a curated record.